AUUUUUUCUUCCAUUCAACCUUCCAAUUUUGUCGGCAUUUAUGGCGUUCGCUCUCGCCCAGUUUCUCAAGAUCUUCACCACCUGGUGCGUCUUAUAUAUGCUUCUUUCUUUUCAUCUUUUUUCUCGUGAUUUGCGAAGAUGCUGCCAUUUUGCGUACCUUGCCCAGUUUAGUUUUGAUCUCUUUGUUUGAUUGCCUUAUUGACUGAUGAAUUUAUAAUGCUGAAUCUUACAAAAGUGACUUUUAACUGGAGCUUAAUAUUCUUCCUACCCCAACGGAAAGUUAUUAAUUCUCUCGUCAGUUGGAUCAAAGCGUUUGUAAAGGUGGCUUGAGCGAUUACCUGUCUUUCUCGGUGAGCGGAAGUACUAACAAGCGUUCAUUUCCUCUCAAAUACCAUGCAUGGCAUGUGUUAUCUUUUAUGGUUCUUGCCUUGAAGGAACAAUAGGGAGAGAAGGGAGGCUGCUUCUAGCAAUUUGUGUCCGAUAUGUACUGGCAAAUGAGAGUACGAGGCCGUCCCAUUUUGUAUGCCUGUAGAAAUGAUGUACUCAGGUACAAGGAACGGAAAUGGGAUUCUAAAAGGAUGCUUGAUUCUGGUGGGAUGCCUUCAUCACAUUCUGCUACUGUAUCAGCUCUAGCAGCGACAAUAGGCAUCCAAGAAGGAACAGGGUCACCCGUUUUUGCUAUUGCCGUUGUCUUGGCAUGUAUUGUUAUGUACGAUGCUUCAGGAGUUAGACUUCAUGCUGGCAGGCAGGCUGAAUUGCUAAAUCAAAUUGUGUGUGAACUACCCCCCGAACAUCCUUUGUCCAACGCCAGACCUCUGCGUGAUUCACUCGGUCACACUCCGUUUCAGGUUGUGGCCGGUGGUUUAUUGGGAUACAUUGUGGCUUUCUUGAUGAGGAACUCCAAUUAGGAUGUCAUGUGAUCCAUAUCUUCCCUUGUAUUUCAUCACUAACCUCUCUGCAUGGCCUGCCAAGGGAGACAACCAUGGAAAGGGCACAAAAGCCUAGAGUUGACGACGGUUCACCUUAGUGCCGGGAUUUCCCGCUUCCUGGCCAGCCUUGUCAAGAGUCCCUUUCCUCAAAGCUCAUAAGCACACGAGUUAAUUAACUGAUACUGAGAAUUGAGACAUUUCGAUUGGGCACGACUAUUUUUAUUAUAUUGAUGACGUUGCAAGCCAUAUUUUAUGCGUAUGUGAAACCCACGAACCUAUCUAACCUUCUACUGUGGAAUUCUGUGACAUUUUAUACCAAUCAGUCAAUUUCUUGAUCAAGUUCGAUU
Molecule: messenger RNA, 1276 nt
Organism: Neltuma alba
Lineage: Eukaryota; Viridiplantae; Streptophyta; Magnoliopsida; Fabales; Fabaceae
Exons: 5
Coding region: 483-908 (141 amino acids)
Source: RefSeq, a predicted model, not a curated record